Messenger RNA from Vicia faba (fava bean), 561 nucleotides. Lineage: Eukaryota; Viridiplantae; Streptophyta; Magnoliopsida; Fabales; Fabaceae. The record is from the annotation of a GenBank genome assembly.
AUGAGAGAAAUUUGUGGAAGAGAUUUGAAGAAGAUGAAUUACCAAUUAAACGUGAAUUCAAAGGGAGAAAGUGAGAUAUUUGUACCUAUGUUCCCGCAGAAAGUGAUAUCUGAUUUGCUCAUCAUUCAUCAAUUUAAAGAACCAAUUGGAGCUGCUCCGAUAGAAUCUCUGAACAUAAUUUUCACCUUCACUUUUCAACUACUUCAGUUCCUAAACCAUGCUUCAACAACACCUCUCAUCACUACGUCGUCUUCAUUCUUCUCUGUAACAACAUUAUAUCAUUAUUUGAUCAAUGCCUUAGCUGCAACAAUUUAUGCAGAAUGCAUCAAAAUGCAUCGCAAUCGAAGAAAUUCAGAAACGCAAAAUAAUAUAGCGAGUGCACCAGACGAUUCUCCGGUUGGUAAGACUUGCAUCCUAUUUUGUUCUUCGUUUUGCACAUCUUAUUUUCCUGGCGUUGAAUCUGUUUUUACGAAACUGAAAACCUCGAUGAUUAGAAAUCGAAACUACGACACUGAGCGAAGGCGAAGUCGAAGAGCAUUGAGCGAGCAUCGAUUGAAUUGA